AUGGCCUCCACACCGAUAGCCGGCGUGCCUUCUCCGCGCAACGACGACGACGCCAUGGAUCACGCCGACAUCCAAGACGUGCCCGCCCUCGCAUCUCCCUUACCCGCACCGCAGCACGCAGCACCGGAACCCCACGCCGCCAUCCAGGUGGCAACCGCAGCCCACCUCUCCCACCCCAUCCCCGGCCUCGCCGCGCUCCCUUCAUCCUCCUCCUCCCGGCGCGCAAAACCAAGCCUGCUCGGCUCAGACGGCUUCGGCAAACUCGGCGCGCAGCUGUGGGCGCAGCGUGAGGAGAGCGUCGUGCGCAAUCGUCAGGGCAGCGUGCUCACCCGUGGUCUCAUCCUCAAAACCGACCAUUUCGCAGGCGGCGCCCGCCAUGCUCAUCUCAACCUCCACCUUCAGGGCGCACCCAACUUCCGCAAGGCCGAUUGCUCGCUAGAAGUGUAUGGUGUCGCCCAGCCCACCAUCACCGGUCUCAAGACCAUCCUCUCCGUCUUAAAUGCACGCCCCACCAAGGACGGCUCCCACUCUCAGAGCUUCGACUCGCGUCUCUCCGGUCUUGGCUCCUCGGGCGCCGCAUCUCACUCUUCCCCGCAACUCUCCGACCCCUUGUCUUCGCCACCCUUGUCCGCCAGGAACAACGAACGAAAGGCUUCCGCACGAUUCGACAAGUCGCGCAGAUGCGUAUGGGUCUGCACCAGGGAGGAGCCCGUCGUCUAUGUCGGCGGUCGCCCCUUCGUGCUCCGCGAAGCUGAACGCCCAGUCACCACUUUCGGCCUCAGCAUGCGCGCCGACAACCUCGAGGCCAUCGAAGCGCGUCUCAAGCAAGACAUCCUGCGAGAGUCUUCCAAGUACGGCGGUCUCGUCAUGGUCCAUGAAGAAACCGCCACGGGUCAGAUCGAGCCCACCUGGAUUGCCGUCGAUGACGCCUCGGUGCACACUGUCCGCGAGGUCUGGGAUCGCGUCAAGUCCGAGGGCUGGAAGGUCGACUACCACCGCAUUCCUAUCGCAGAAGACCAAGCCAUCGAGAACAACUACCUCGACGCCUACACCCAGGUCAUCAAGGACCUCGACCCCACAGAGACAAGCCUCGUCGCCAACUGCGGCAUCGGCUUCACCCGUACCACCUUUGCCAUGGUCGCCGCCGUCAUCCUCCGCAGAAAGCAAAUGCUCUUGCUAGGAUACGACGAUCCCUUUGCCAACCUUUCCGAGCAGCAGAAAUCGCCGCUCCAGACACCCGCCAAUGGCACGCCCCACUCGGGCGUCGCGCGAUCCCUGCGCCAGGCCAGCGAGCAGCAGGUCCAGAACCUCUCGCUCCUACGACUCAUCCGUGUCCUCAACGUCAGCCUCUCUACCCGCGACUCCCAGUCCACCAUCGAGAUUCUGCUCUCCAAUCCUGCGCUCCUCGAGUCGCUCCGCAAGGCCAAUUCGGGCGACUAUGGCGUCAUCCGCCAACUCGCCGGUCUCCUCGACGAGGGUCUCGAGAACAAGGCCGUCGUCGACGUCGCCAUCGACUCUUGCGCUCACGUCACCAACCUUCGCGAGACCAUCCUCUCCUCGCGCAUUCGGUACUCCACCGAUGCACUCGACGAGGCUCAAGCGGCGCUCCAUCUCGAAAAGGCUGCCAAGUCGCUGGAAAAGUACUUUUUCCUCGUCGCCUUUGCUAGCUACGUCAAUGCGAGCAAGACCGCCACCUUCCAGCAUCGAUUCGCCAACUGGCUCAAGAACCGCGCCGAGAUCUGGCGUGGCAUCCAGCUCAUCCGCUCCAAAGGCAGACGCCUCUACUUCUUCGACCCGGUCGGUGAUCUGCGCAUCCUCUCCGGAGGCAAGGCGGGUGAGCUGGUCGCCACCUCGGAGAAGCUCCAGGACCGCUUCGGUGAGGUCUCCGGUCAGGGCGCCCAGGUGCCCGGUGACGAGUUCGCCGACUACGUCAUCCGCAACCGCGCCGGUAUCGUACUGCGGCCGUUUACGCUCCUCAAAUGUGACAUCUGGCGCAAGUUCAUCGAGAGGAACGCCGGCCUGCCCAUCCGCGGCACCGUCAACUUCCGCCGCAUCCCGGGCAGCAACAUUUUUGCCACCGGUCAGCCCACCGUCGACGGCAUCCGCAAUGUCGUCGCGGCGCUGCACGAGCACUAUGCAUCGAGGUCCGACGCCGACAGCUACCCUACGCGCACCGUCACCUGGAUCAACUUGCGUGAAGAGCCGAUUGUGUACGUCAAUGGCAAGCCCUACUGUCUGCGUCAGAAGGGCAUGUCGCUGCGCAACAUCAAGGCGUACAGCGGCAUCAACUGGGACCGCCUGCUUCUGCUCGAGGACCGCCUCAAAAACGACGUGAUCAACGAGCUCGAGGCGGGCGAGGGGCGGCUGCUGCUUCACACCGAGACAUCCGACGGCACCGUGAUCCCCAUCUGGGAAGAGGCGGCUCCUACUGACGUAGAUACGAUCCAAGAGAUCAUGGCCAAUAUCGGUGCCGACUUCAAGCACAAGCUGCAGCUCCGAUUCCGAAGGAUCCCCAUGACCGCGGAGAAGCCGCCCGACUUUUCCGACAUCAGCGAGCUCCUCUCCACCGUGCUGCAGGCCAACAUCGAGGGUCAGCCCAUCGUUCUCAACUGCCAGCUGGGCCGAGGUCGCAGCACGAUGACCGCGGUGCUCAUCCUCAUGAUCGCGCGUUGGUUAAGGCAGGGUCAGACCAAGCGAUCCGAGUCCAGGUUGCAGGAGGUGCACGAUGACGAUGACACCUCAAGACGCAAUGCGCAGCAGGGUGGCCGCGACGGGCUGCGUAUCUCUGCUGCAGGGCAGGAGAGCGGCGCGGAGACUCCGUAUGCGCAUGAGACCAUCAAUCCGGAUUUGCUGGACGACACCAUCGCCACCAGCCCGGCUGCCGACGGCAGGCCCGCCAAGCGUGCGCCGCUGAGCUAUCACGUAAUCAACAGCCUGCUGCGAGUGAUCCCCAAGGGUUUGGAGGUCAAGCGCAUGGUGGAUGACUGCAUUGACCAGUGCGCUACGGUGACGAACCUGCGCGAAGCCAUCGAGGACGCGCGACUGGCGGCAGAGGACACCGAGGACGAGGCUCUGCGCAAGAAGCACAUCCAGGGCGCCAUCCACAACCUGCGCCGAUACUUUUUGCUCAUCAUCUUCCAGUCGUAUCUCACGCAGACGCGGCCGGACCUGCUCGAGGCGGCGCCGAGCUUCCGCUCGUUUGUGACGCGCCAGCCGGUGUUCGAGACCAUCUCGAAGGAGUUUGACAAGAUCGACAUCUCGACCAUCAUGCCGCUGCAGAAGGUGGAUGCGAGCGACGGCAUGGCGCUCUCGGACGAGGUGCAGGAGGUGGUGUCGCACCGCUCGGGCAGCAUCCUCUCGGCCUACACCAUGCUCAAGUCCGACUUCUUCAGCGGCAUUCUCAAGCUCGGUCUGCCGGAGCGCAUUGAAGGCAUGCCGAACCUGCGUGGUGUUCCGCUGCUGUUAACACCGCCGACGCCGUCGAAUGGUCAGAAUGCGUCGUCGGCGCCGAUGACGCCCAAGACGCCGCUCGUGACGCACGGGCGCGAGACGUGGGGGUCGGGUAUGCCCACUGUCGAGGGCCUGCGUCGUGGACUGACGCGCAUGGGUGCUGGGCCCAACGGACCGGCCAAGGUGGUGUGGACGUCGCUGCGCGAAGAGCCGGUGCUGUACGUCAACGGCCGUCCGCACGUGCUGCGACUGGCGGACCAGCCGAUUACGAACAUCGAGGCGACGGGCGUGACGACGGAUGUGGUCGAGGGCAUGGAGGUGGCGCUGAAGAACGACAUGCUCAAGGAGGCGGCCGAGCGCGGCGGGCGCGUGCUGCUGCACGACGAGACCGAGAUCCGGCAGGGCGAGUUCGACAUCAUCCCCGUGUGGGAGACGGUCAAGGAGGGCGACGUGCUCACGCCGCGGGAGGUGUACGAGCUCGUGCAGCGCGAGGGCUUCAAGGUCGACUAUGCGCGUCUGGCCAUUACGGACGAGCAGGCGCCCGUGCCCGCCGUCUUCUCGCAGCUCGAGGAGCGCGUCAUCACCGCACUGCAGACCGGAUCCGCAUGCGUCUUCAACUGUCAGAUGGGUCGAGGACGCACGACGACGGGCAUGGUGAUUGCGUCGCUCGUGUCGACGGUCUGGCACUAUGGCGAGCAGCUCGUUUCGGGCUACGAGAUGAGCGGCUCGCUUGUGCUGGCUGCAUCGGCGUCGAUGGACGAUGCGGCGGGCACGCUGGUCAAUGCCGAGGACGAGGCGUUCGGACAGCCCAAGGACGCGCUCGACAACCGCGAAGAUAACCUGUGGCUGCAGGGCGAGUGGCGCACGAUCUUGCAGCUGGUCGGCGUGCUGAGCCACGGCAAGCUGGCCAAGAAGCUCACGGACCGCGCCAUCGACCGCAUGGAGGCGGUGCAGAAUCUGCGCAAGGCGAUCUACGACUCGAAGCUGCGUGCGGACAAUGCCGAGAUGGGCACCAAGAAGCACAAGCAUCUGUCGGGCGUGUUUGCCAACUACCUGCAGCGGUAUGGGUAUCUGAUCACUUUCGCCAACUAUUUGCUCGAAAAGAGCGAGGCGGAUGGGUUCAUUCCGCUGCUCCCACCGCUUGGGGGUGGUGGACCCGCCAUUGCGAUUGAUGCGAGUGCGGAGGAGGCGUCGUCGGUGGCUAGACAGAGGUCCGAGUCGGUCUCGUCGCAGCAUUCGAGCUCGACUGUGUUUACGAAUGCGGACGGAGCGAGGCGGUUCCCCUCGUUCUUGGGAUGGUUGCAGCCCAGACGUGAAAUCGGCAACAUCCUCGGACGUGACCGCCUCGAGUAG
This is a messenger RNA of Moesziomyces antarcticus, 4803 nucleotides long. RefSeq names its product metal ion binding oxidoreductase. The record is from RefSeq and is a predicted model, not a curated record. NCBI's taxonomy places the organism in Eukaryota, Fungi, Basidiomycota, Ustilaginomycetes, Ustilaginales, Ustilaginaceae. The transcript has a single exon. The coding region runs from base 1 to 4803 and encodes 1600 amino acids.